Bombyx mandarina (wild silkworm) is the source of this 1111-nucleotide messenger RNA. RefSeq lists its product as uncharacterized. The record is from RefSeq and is a predicted model, not a curated record. NCBI's taxonomy places the organism in Eukaryota, Metazoa, Arthropoda, Insecta, Lepidoptera, Bombycidae.
AUGCAAUUGUUCCCUGUCAUUGUCAGUGUUGUGCUUGAAAAAGCGACAAAAGGCCAUAAAAACUGUUCGCACGAUUUUGGUACAAUCGUGAACACCGAUUCGGCUGAUGAUCAAAACCUCAUACUGAGCAAAGAGAAUAUCGACCAGAAGAAUCCCAAUAGCAUCGAGAACCUUGGAAGUUUCUCAGAACUAGAGUGUUGUCACAAACGGAUCAUACUAGGCAGUGCACGCUACGUGAUGUCUGUGGGCAUUGGCAACCACGUGACUAAGUCGUCCGUGGUGUCGACAGCCACGGCAGAAAUACAAUCAAGGGACAGUAUUAUUCGCUAUGGACUGUUCACGGGAGAGCUCACUCUAAACACACUUGUCACGCCAAUGUCGAACGCUUUGUUCAUGACCUGCCUAUCCGACUUCAACGCUUGUGCGUUAAGCUGUAAAACAGAGGAGAACGCGAGGAUUAUAGAAGUGGAAGCAUUGGCCCAAGGAUUUAGACCCACACCGGCCUGCACAGCUGUUACGGAAGUGGACCAAAACGAUCCUUUGUAUCCGCCGCCAGUUUUGUCCUAUGCUGUCUACGUUGCGGUCAUUGUGGUAUUGUUCGUUCAGCUCGCUUUCGGCUUAGUGGCUGCCUCUCUGGCCAUUUUGAACGCAACGAAGAACCCCACAGAACCGAUCUUCGGGUUACCAGGGUGUCUUUGGGCAAAUGUCUUAACUGCACUACUUGGCUCGAUUGUUUUGCUGACCUUCGGCAUAUACUGGUUGGUGUCAGGCUUGAAGGGCCAUCUGGCCAUAUCGUAUAUAGCGCUGGGUCUUUUCGUCCCAGGUCCAAGCUUAGGAUACUCUUAUUGGAUCCUGAUAACUUCAGUAUUGUGCAAUCUGAUAAACGUUUGUCUGAUACGUCUAAGAUCGUACCUGUUAGAAAGAGAUCCGCCACCGCCAACCAUUAAAGUCGACAAUCAUUCCGACGGCACUAUAUUUCUAUAUUAAUAUUAUCUACCUUACUCAUAAAUUUAUCAUUAAGAACUCUCCAAUAAAGAAAUUUAGGAGAUGGGUGGACGAUAUUAAGGCAGUUGCGGGAAGCACAUGGACCAGAACAGCUGAAAAUAGAAGC